This is a messenger RNA of Dibothriocephalus latus, 186 nucleotides long. Lineage: Eukaryota; Metazoa; Platyhelminthes; Cestoda; Diphyllobothriidea; Diphyllobothriidae. The record is from the annotation of a GenBank genome assembly.
AUGACUGCGCUCGGAACGCUACUGGGUGAACGCGAACUCGUUCAAAAGGCCAUCGGUGCUGGUGAUGACGAAGUACUAAUGGUUAUCGCCCAGAAACUCCCCGCACUGGCUGACGUCCUUGGAACUGCGGGCGAAGGACCUGUCUCUCUGAUUGUGAGUAAUCUCCGCGAAUUUUUUAUUUUGUAA